UAGUUAACGAAAUAAGUGCGCUCUACAACACUACUAAGUAAGCAGCUGUUUGUGACAUUUUUACUUGUUGUGUUUUAGAAGAAAUCCAACCCAUCUCGGAAUUUAUCAGUUGUUCCUCACAGUUCCUAAGUCAACUGAACGCCUUCGAAAAGAUGAGCGAUGAACCGUGGCCGGAGGAUGCAGUACUUUAUCAGCCAUAUGAAGCAGAGCAGAUACUUUUGCCGGAACACGCUAGCUGCUUAGCUGUAAAAGCGUAUCUCAAAAUGUGCCAACUACCUUUUGAAGUUCGCUCAUGUGCAAAUGCUGAAUACAUGUCACCAGGCGGGCGUAUGACAAAGCUGCCAUUUAUUCGUGCCGGAGCAUUCAUAGUGGGUGAAUUUGAACCCAUCGUCAAUUUUAUUGAGCAUAAAGGCUCCGCUAUCGGGCAGUGGUUAGAUGAUGACAACAAGGCUGAUAUGCGUACCUAUGUAUCAUUGGCUGAGAACAUAUUCACAAUGGCCGAACUAUAUAUCAGCUUCGUCAAUAAAACUGUGUAUGAGAAAGUGACAGCUCCACGGAAUGGCUGUGUUUUUCCAUGGCCACUUAAUCUCAUACAAAAUUACUCUAAACGACGAAAUACACUGCGUUUGCUGAAAGUAUAUCAAUGGAACGAUAUGACAAUUGAAGAUGUUAUCGAAAAGGUGGAAAAAUGUUGCGAGACAUUAACAUUGAAACUCGAAGAGUCGCCCGAUACACCGUUCUUUUAUUCGGACCAGCCAUGCGAAUUGGACGCUAUUGCUUUUGGACAUCUUUUUGCUAUUAUAACAACGGAUUUACCAAAUAUGGCACUUGCACAGACAGUGCGAAAAUUUAAACGUUUGGUAGAGUUUUGCCAAUUUAUCGAUGCAAAAUAUUUCCAAAUGAGGUCUCUAUAAACUGUUUUGUGUAAUUUGUUAUUAUUUGCUUGCACUUUAGGCAGAUUUUUAGGUGCUAAUUUUUGUGUUACUAAUUUCCACGCAAAUGAGUUUUGUUUGAAUGUGCUGCACACUAUUUGUUCUCGUGUCGUAUAUCUUAAAUACAUAUUUUAAAAUGAAAAUAAUCUUCCACAUUAAACCGUUUGCAUUUAAGUACUUUUUAUUUCCCACAGUUAAUAUAGCUUUUGCAAUUUAGCCGAAUACUCUCUAAUAAAUUAUAUUUUGUUGAACCGUAUAUACGUUACAUAUAGCAUGUAUGUGUAUGUUCAUUGAAAUUUUUAGUCAAUUAAUACUAAUUUAGAAGCUAAAAAAAAACUUGGUUUAAUUUGCUAAAAAGUUUAGUUAAAAUAUGGUGCACAUAUAAUUUGUUCUAAGUUUUAGGAAUAUAUAUAUUUAUAUAUGGUAUAUACUUGAUUAUCGAAACUAAUUUUAUUGUAUUAAUUUUCAGUAAAUGAAUCUGAAUUGCUAAGCCGAUCCAAGAUGCGAGCAAUCCCACUUUAUUCAUAUUUAUCACUACACAUUUUCUAUAAAAUAAUAUUGAGAUAUACAUACAUAUGUAUGUGUAUACGUACAUAUAAAUUGUUAAUAAUAUAAACCAAUGGAAUUAUUUUUAAUAAAACCUUUCCUAAGACAUUUGAUGACAAAAACCAUUUGAAAACAA
Molecule: messenger RNA, 1614 nt
Organism: Bactrocera neohumeralis
Lineage: Eukaryota; Metazoa; Arthropoda; Insecta; Diptera; Tephritidae
Product: metaxin-2
Exons: 2
Coding region: 153-914 (253 amino acids)
Biological process (GO): mitochondrion organization
Cellular component (GO): SAM complex
Source: RefSeq, a predicted model, not a curated record